AAUAGCUAUAAUCUCUUUUACAAGCAACCAUCUUCUUCCAACCAUAAAGCCGACGGAAGGCCGUAUCUCGGUGUCUACAUGCGCUCCUUCCAUGGCACAAGAAGCCUCGGAAACCUCGGUGGCUAGCUCGUCGGUUUCAGCCAACAGCCGGUGGGAGAUCCAUGACGACUUCCCCUCCACUUGGAGCGCCAUCAACCAGUGGCCUCAGUCGAGCCACCGCUCCAUUUCAUCAUCAUGCGAUGAGGGCCUCUGCAUCUCCAACAGCAGUUCAUUCACCAACACCUAUCUCUCAGGAGAGCGAGUGGAGAACCAGCUAUGGAACCAAGUCCUGUUAAAUGUUGGGAGCGGCGGAGACAUGCACAACCACCACGGCGACGGAGACAACUUCCUCCAAACGCUGACCUCUAAGGGUCCAUCGAGGAGGAAUCAGAUGUCCAACCCUGCUUGUGAUUACCCGAAGAAGUUGGACACUAGUUUCGACUUCCCAAAUCCUCUCUCACUGAACACAUUCGAGAAACACUUGAGCAGCUACAACGGAAGCACAAACCAAGAUGAAAGAACCCCUCAGCUCGAUCAACAUAUUGCGCCAUCACCAUGGAGUUCUCCCAUGGCACCUUUUAUGGUCCAGUAUUCUACUUCGAGGAUCACUCCUGUCAAGCAUGAACUUCCUACAUCACCAUCAUAUCCCGGUAAUAAAUCGGUAAGAGAAAGAAGUACAAGUUAUAAACCGCCCUACGGCCGUAAUAUUGAAGGAGAGAGCGAUCAUCGAGACAUGGAAGCUCCCACAGCUUUUCCACCUCCACCCAGUAAUAAUGGCUUUGGAUACCAGUUUGGUGUUAGCAGUUUGUCGGACCUUAUCUCUUUUGGUGAUUGCGUAAACAGGCCAUCAACGGAAUUACGACCCUCACGGUCCUACAUGAGAGGUUCGGAUUCAUCUUAUGGCAGGAUACAAGGACAUGAUGGUUCAUCUAGUAGAGAACAUGGGAAAAGUACUGGGACAACCGAAGGAAAAAAGAAGAGAUCUGAUGAGAAUUCACAGACACAAUUAAAGAAGUCCAAGCAUGAGAACUCCACAGUUUCGUCUCUUCAGGCACCCAAGGUCAAGAUGACAGAUAAAAUCACUUCACUGCAGCAACUUGUGUCGCCUUUUGGAAAGACCGACACUGCAUCGGUGCUAUUUGAAACGUUUAACUGUAUCUUGGUCUUGCAAAAGCAAGUACAGUUGCUCAGUAACUCGUACAUGAAGUCAAGUAGAAUCAAGGAUCACAGUUCCUGGGGAGAGAUGAGCAAGAAGGAGAAAGCAGAGGCAGAGGCUGAUCUGAGGAGUAAAGGGCUCUGCUUGGUUCCUGUUUCUUGCGUUCCGCAAGUCCACCAACAAAGUCGCGGACCCGACUACUGGAUGCAUGCUUUUCGAAGCCCUCCAUUCCGAUGA
This is a messenger RNA of Musa acuminata subsp. malaccensis (wild Malaysian banana), 1432 nucleotides long. RefSeq lists its product as uncharacterized. Gene Ontology annotation, molecular function: RNA polymerase II cis-regulatory region sequence-specific DNA binding; protein dimerization activity; DNA-binding transcription factor activity, RNA polymerase II-specific. Gene Ontology annotation, biological process: regulation of transcription by RNA polymerase II. Gene Ontology annotation, cellular component: nucleus. NCBI's taxonomy places the organism in Eukaryota, Viridiplantae, Streptophyta, Magnoliopsida, Zingiberales, Musaceae. The record is from RefSeq and is a predicted model, not a curated record.